Messenger RNA from Mesorhabditis belari, 915 nucleotides. The record is from the annotation of a GenBank genome assembly. NCBI's taxonomy places the organism in Eukaryota, Metazoa, Nematoda, Chromadorea, Rhabditida, Rhabditidae.
AUGUCAAACCCGGUAUUUUCCCCAUUCGUCAUGGAUGGGCUUUCCCGAAAACAAGUGACUCGGAGAAGAGAGCCAAUGGUGGCGAUGCCGAAGAAAGUGCUUCGACCGGGAGAUGUGGCGCAUGUUGAGGAGAUUCAUCACACUCCAUCAGCUUAUCCAAAUCAUCCGGGAAGGACGAUGGUGGUGAAAAGAUUAGUGGUCGUGCCCUCACAUAAAGAUGAUCGAUCAGCCGCGCCGAGGAGACCAAAAAUCGCCGUUGGAAACGGGACCGCACUUGGGGAAAAGCCACCUCGUCCCGAUCUACCACUCACAAAAAUGAUCAAUCUUUUGCCUGCGCCGAUUACAAAACGGAAAUAUUUCAACGACGAUGAGUUAAGCGCGCAAUAUGUGGUUGGAGGAGUUGACGAGAUUCACGAUGUCGUUCAACAAGAAGAGGUGAGCGCCGAAGAGCUGUCCGACGCGCAACACCAAGGCCCGUCCACUAGCUAUAUCGACGUGCUGGCAGAUGGCUCAUUUUCUGAUUUCGCAAGCGGAAACGGGCAUUUGGACGGUGGAUCGCAUUCUCUAUCUUCUCAUCCACAUCACUCACACGAUGACCGCGUUGUGCCACUCUCGCAAAGGAGUCGUGCCCAGCCAACACAGGUCCGACAACUCCAAUCCGAGAAUCUCUACUUAAAAGAUCAACUCGACAUGGCCACUUUCAAAAACAAACAACUGGAGAUGCUGUUGUUGGAUCGGAAUGCGCGGAUUCGGGACUUGUUGAAGGAAAACUUGCAAACGAGUGUGAAAUUGAGAAAACUGAUGAGUCGAAUCGGCGAGGAGACGGCUGAGCAAUUGCUAGCACCAACGCCGAUGCAACCACGCAAUAAACGGCCACGAAUCAUUGAAACGGUUGAGAAAAACGUGAAAAUUGAU